AUGAUGAGUAAGUGUAACAAAAACAUGCCAAGAGCUCAAUACAUUGUGGAAAUGGCAAAGCAACAGGCGUUAGAGAAGGAGCCAGACGAAGAUGGUGGAUUAAUUCAAGAGUCUCCUUUUCGUCUUAAUAGGAAUCAGAGGAUUUUAGAUUGGCUACACGCUGAAAGUUCCAAUAGUAAUGAUAAUUUAUAUUAUCAUCCUCCUUCAAUUCCACAAGCUAGCAUACUCCACACAGAUGACCUAACUGAAAAUGAUAAACAAAAUGGUACAUUAACUGAACUUAGUCCAGUAGUUCUUGAAUAUUUUCAAGACGAUGUUAAUUCUGCGUCAAAUUUAGUAUGUAGCGAAAAAAACAAUGAUGGGAAUUUUUCCGACUUUUCUCAAGAUGAUGAUGUGGAAGAUCCCGAUUUUAUACCAAUCGAUGAAGGAAAACAGCAUAAAAUAAGCAGUUCUGUAUUGGUAGAUGUUACGGAAAAAGCAACAAAUACCAAUUAUGUGGGCCGGCGCUCUGAUUCAGCGUCAGUUGAAGAGAAUGAUCUACAAAGUCCAGAAGAAAAUGUACAAACCAACACUAGUGAAACAGAUUUUAAUCUUGAAACAAAAAUUGAAAAAACCAGGAAACGACAAAGAUAUGAAGGUAAAUGGCAAAGAAAUAUUAAAAAACAGAAGAUUAAUUCAGGACAAGAAUACAUUUCAAGGCUAGGUAAAAAACAUGAAGCUAAAAAAGUUCUACCUCCAUGUGACAGUGCAAAAUGUAAAUAUAAGUGCACUAAAAGUAUUUGCGAUGCCGAUAGAAGAGAACUUUUUCAAAAGUUUUACAGACUCUGUGAUAAGACCCUCCAGAGGGAGUACUUGGCAAGAAAUAUAGAAAGAAUUGAGCCAAAAAAUGAAAAAGUAUACAAAAAGAGACAGAUUACUUGCGCCUAUUACUUUACGACAAAUAACCGAAAAAUUAGAGUAUGCAAGCUUUUUUUUAGAAACACGCUAAAUAUCUCAAAUAAUUCGAUUGACACUGUGCUGAAAAAGAAAAAUGAGUUUGAUUUUCUAACACCUGAAAAAAGAGGAACUCAUUCCAACAGGGCCAAUAAGGUGGAUGAUGCUCUAGUGAAAGGAGUAUUUGAUCAUAUUAAUUGCUUCCCCAGAACCGAAUCGCACUAUUGCAGAUCCUCUACAUCGAAGGAAUAUCUAGAAGGCUCCCUUAAUAUUAGUAUUAUGUAUAGAUUGUACAAAGAAAAAUGUCUGGAGACUCAUCAACCAUUCGUAAAAGAGCACUUUUAUAAAGAAAUAUUUAAUACUAAGUUUAACCUAGGCUUUUUUAAACCAAAGAAAGAUUUAUGUUCGGUCUGUGAGACGUUUAAAAACUUAAGUGAAGUGGAGAAAGAAAAUAAAAAAGAAGCAUUUCAAACACAUACUAAGGAAAAGGCUUUAGCAAGAAUAGAGAAAGAUUCUGAUAAAAAUUUUGCUCUGAAUGACAAAAAUAUAUUGCUCUCUGCCUUCGAUUUACAAGCAGUUACCCCUCUACCCAAUGGGAAUGUCUCGACGUUUUAUUAUAAGAGCAAGCUAAAUGUUUUUAAUUUUACUCUGUUUAACAUUCCAGAGAAAAAAGGAUCAUAUUGGAAGAAAAUAAGCUUUUUAAUGGGUAGUAACUUUAACAAAAAUGAUGAAGGAGAUAAGGUGACAUGGAACGAGAUAAAAAUGAUAAGAGUAAAGAAACAUGAAACAAAUAAAAUAUUUUACAAGACAUCUUUUACCCAAGAUAAUUUUAAAGUUAUAAACAUAAGAGAAAAAACCCGGAAAAAGCAAAUAGAAAAAAUAACACUAGUUCCAGCAUAUAAUAAACCACCGAAUAUACCAAAUAAUAAAAAAGAAGAUCUAGUUAGCUUGUGCAAUGACAAUUUGGUGCCCAAAAGACACCACCAAUUCUUCAUGUCGUUAAAUGGAGGUACCACAGCUAACCCAGAUGAUUCAGAUUAA
Psylliodes chrysocephalus is the source of this 1974-nucleotide messenger RNA. NCBI's taxonomy places the organism in Eukaryota, Metazoa, Arthropoda, Insecta, Coleoptera, Chrysomelidae. The record is from the annotation of a GenBank genome assembly.